GCAGCUGCUGUGGGACUUAGCAGUAAAAGAGAGCAAAGUUGGAGUGAGUUGACUUUCACAAUGGAUUGGAUUUAUGUGCUAGAUGUUGAGACGAAGUGUUCAGCAGUCCCCGGGGACCCUGAGUGAUUUAUUGAUCAGUCUGAUGUGUCAAAAGUUGGACCUGAUUGAAACUGAAAGUGAAACAUGAAAGCACAGGGAAUUUUAAAGAUGCGAGAAAGAGAUGAGAGAGCAAGACCGUCACCUCGUGCACGACUAUAAUGCUGAACACUAGGAUACGCUACUCCGCCGCGGGACUGUCAUCCGCUCCUAUUACGAAGAAACACAACAGGAGACCUGCGCAAACCGUUGCAACCAGAGAGAGAGACGAGAUUAAGGAAGGAGCGAACAAGCGUAAGAGGGAAGGGAUGAUGGGAAGUCAGGAGUCGGUGGUGUUGCCAUGUACCCGUUUGAUGCCUCGCAUCAGGUGUCGGAGGUUGACCGCCUCCGAUGUUGGGUCUGGCAGACCAUGCUCAAGUGUGUGAGAUAUGUGGC
Geodia barretti is the source of this 531-nucleotide messenger RNA. Lineage: Eukaryota; Metazoa; Porifera; Demospongiae; Tetractinellida; Geodiidae. The record is from the annotation of a GenBank genome assembly.